AUGUUUCACCCGUUUCAAGGAGAUGUGUUUCACCGUUUCACCCGUUUCACCCGAAGCACAUGGCCUCGAGCCUGUUUCCCACGCCGACCUUCCCGUUUGCGCUCGGAGAUGGACAAACCGGACAAAUUGAACUUGGCAUUUGCAGAAUUCGGAUUGCGUGUCGAACUAAGUAAAAGAAUCUGUGCGCCGCAGUAUUUUUAUGGCCUAAGCACUGGGUUCAAGUUGGCCGGCAUGCUGCCUAUCGAGCCUCGCCUCAAGCCACUGGGCUCGACUAGCAUCCACUAUGCAGAGAAGGCGAACACGCUUGCGCGAUGCCACUCAUUCAGCGGCUAUAUCCCCUACUUUCUUCAAGACGACUGCCAAGUGCCGCCGUCUUCAAGCUCUAACGAAACGCCAUCUGACAUUGAAGGUGAGCCAGUGCUCCCGGUCUGGCCGGACACCGAUGAUGAGCAAGAAGGUUCGGAGUCACUUCCUCUGGUUGCCGUCCCGUGCGAAUAUGGGGCGUGGCCCCAGUGGCCGGUAAGCUGGCCAGACGCCCAGCGACAAAUGCCGAUCGGCGAAAAGGUCGUCGAGGGCUUUGGGCGAGCCUUGAAACAGGCUGCAGACGAAGCGCCGCCACCUAGCUACCAAAGCUGCUUUGAUAGCGAAGUCCCCGAAGUGAAUAUCAAGCAGUGUGUUCGGGACCUGCACAGGAACGCCAGCUGCCGGCCCAUAUGCUUUGUCUACGCCUUUGUCUACUUGUGCCGGGCGUCAGAGUUGAACCCCGGGAAGGUAGAGCUGAACCAUAGGACGGUCCACAGGCUCUUACUUGCUGCUAUCACAUUGGCCGCCAGGCGGCACCAACCUAAGCUGUUUGAAAUUGAGUGGUAUGGCCAAGUAGGCAACAUCCGUAUAGACGAGCUCCAUGAUUUGGAGGCGAAGCUACUGGAGCUUUUGCACUGGGACGUGGAGGUCUGCACCAAGAGCUUCAAGAGGAUAUUCCAACUUCUCAGCCAAGCUGCCUGA
Molecule: messenger RNA, 1005 nt
Organism: Effrenium voratum
Lineage: Eukaryota; Dinophyceae; Suessiales; Symbiodiniaceae
Source: the annotation of a GenBank genome assembly